CGUGCGUGUACGUGAAGCAGACAGAGUGUGUAGUACGAGCGCCGCGGGACUGACGCCGGCCGGGAUGAAGCCGUUACUUGUGGUCGCCUCGGUGCUGCUGGCCGUCUGCUGUCUGGACGGCGUGGAUUCUUCAGCCUAUGACAAGAUAGUGUCCCACAGCCGCAUCCGGGCCAGGACUGAAGGGCCCAAUGUCUGCGCCCUGCAGCAGGUCAUGGGGACCACGAAGAAAUACUUCAGCACGUGUAGGAACUGGUACAAAGGCUCCAUCUGUGGCAAGAAAGCGAUGGUGCUGUAUGAGUGCUGUCCGGGCUAUAUGAAGCUGGAGGGUAAUAAGGGGUGCCCUGCAGUGGCUCCCAUUGACAGCGUGUACGGCACCCUGGGACUGGUGAAGGCCACCGUCACCCAGCACCAUGCCGACAUCUCCAAGCUGAGGGAGGAGAUCGAAGGCAAAGGCUCCUUCACCAUGUUUGCGCCCAGCAACGAAGCCUGGAAACAGCUCGACCCCACGGUUCGAGCCGCGCUGGUGAGCAACGUGAACAUCGAGCUCUACAACGCUCUUCACCACCACAUGUUGAACCGUCGUCUUCUGACCAAGGACCUGAAGAACGACAUGGAGGUCACCUCUAUGUACAAUGGUCUCGGGCUACACAUCAACCACUACUCCAAUGGGAUCGUGACGGUGAACUGUGCAAGGAUCAUCCACGCCAACCAGGUGGCCACCAACGGGGUGGUGCACGUCAUCGACAGAGUGAUCAGCACUGUGGGCAAUACCAUCAGGGACGUCCUGGAGGUGGAUGACGAUUUGUCCACGUUCAGCGCUGUAGCUUCGGCCUCCGGUGUGAUGGCGAGGCUGAGCAUGCCCGGUCGAUACACCCUGUUUGUCCCUACAAACGCAGCUUUUGAAAAACUGGGCUCGGGCUAUCUGGAGCGUAUCAUGCAAGACAAGGCUGUCAUUCAAGCCCUGGCAAACUACCACUUGCUGAACAGUGUCCAGUGCUCGGAGGCCAUCAUGGCGGGGUCUGUGUACGAGACGGCAGAAGGCAGCACGAUAGAGAUCGGCUGUGACGGGGACAGCCUUACAGUCAACGGCAUCAAGAUGGUGCUGAAGAAGGACAUCGUCACCACCAACGGAGUCAUCCAUCUCAUAGACCAGGUCCUGGUCCCCAAUAAGGCCAAGGAGGUGCUGGAGCUGGUGGGAGAGUCCCAGAGCACUUUCAGUGACAUGGUCUCGGAGCUGGGCUUGUCAGCCCUCUUGGGACCACAGACAGAGUACACACUGCUGGCUCCGCUCAACACCGCCUUCACCGACAAGGUCAUGUUGACAGACCAGAGCCUCCUGAGGGUCAUCCUAGAGAACCACAUCCUGAAGCUGAAAGUCACGUUGGGUGAACUCUACAACGGACAGCUACUGGAAACUCUGGCUGGCAAACUGCUCAGAGUUUUCAUUUACCGAACCGCCGUGUGCAUUGAAAAUGCCUGUAUGGUGCGUGGCAGCAAGGAGGGAAGCAAUGGCAUGCUGCAUCUCAUGAAGUCCCUCAUCAAACCGGCCCAGAGCAGCAUCUACGAGAUUCUGAUCGCAGAUGGACGCUUCAAGAUCUUCCUGUCCCUGAUGGAGAGCGCAGGUCUCACCGACCUGCUCAAACAGGAGGGCUCCUACACCGUCUUUGCCCCGACAGACGACGCCUUCGUGGACCUUAAUGAAGAGGACUUCGCCCUGCUCACCAGUGACGUGAAUGCUUUGAGGAACAUUCUGCUGUACCACUUCAGCAACGGCAUCUUCAUCAACGAUGGGCUGGAGGGAGGAGUCACCAAUCUACUCAAGACCAUCCAGGGACACAACCUGCAAGUGCUGUCUGUCAACAACUCCAUCCAUGUGAACUCUGUGGACGUGCCACGCAAUGACCUCAUGGCAACAAACGGUGUGGUGCAUGUGGUGAAGAACAUUCUCUAUCCUGGGGACCUCCCUGUUGGCCGUGAAGACCUCCUGAUACUGCUGAAGAAGCUCAUUAAGUACAUCCAGAUAAAGUUUGUGUCUGGGUUUUCCUAUGCUGAGAUCCCACCCACUAUCAUCAAGAGGACCAUCACAACAACCACCCAUUUCAUUGAAAGAGGCCCAGAGGUUGUAACAAAGCUGACCAAGGUGGUCGAGUCAGAUCCAACCUUCACCAAAGUGACCCGGUUCAUCGACAGGGAUCCCUCAAUCACCAAAAUGAGAGUCACUGAAACUGAACCCACAGUCACUGAGGUGGUCAUCGACGGGGAGCCCACCAUCACCAGGCUUACGAAGAUCAUCGGCGGGGACCCCACCAUCACCAGGCUUACGGAGAUCAUCAAAGGGGACCCCACCAUCACCAGGCUUACGAAGGUCGUCGAAGGAGACCCCACCAUUACCAGGCUUACGAAGGUCGUCGAAGGAGACCCCACCAUUACCAGGCUUACGAAGGUCGUCGAAGGAGACCCCACCAUUACCAAGGUUACACGAGUUAUUGAGACCAGCGGUGACUUGGAUGCAGAUGGAAAAAUGAAGCUCGAUCAAGAUUUCUCCAAGAUCACCACCAUCCAUGGUGACGCCAGUCUGAUUGAGUCGGAAUCAGAGAGAAUCACCAAAAUUAUUAAAGAGGGAUAUAGGAAUGCCCCAGCCAGGAGACCCCCAGACGGAUAUAGGAAUGCCCCAGCCAGGAGACCCCGAGACGGAUAUAGGAAUGCCCCAGCCAGGAGACCCCGAGCCGGUAUGACGAAGAGGUCAAAGUUGGCCAAAUACCAAAUGAAGCCGAGACAGUGAAUCCAACGAACCCGGCAAACAGACUCGCCGCAGAAUGACAGUGAACGAGCGGCGCUUGUGGUGGAGUAGAGGAGGACCGGACAGCUGUGGACAAAUACACAGGAACAAGGUCCAAACCGCCGAUAUGAAUGAGGGUUUUCUAUAAUUCAUCUGGACCAUAGGUGAUAGCCAUAGUGUUUUAAGAAAAUUGAUUUAAUGGGUAUUACACAUGUAAGUAAUGUAAGUAUGCAAGGAAAAUAUGAACUUUUACUGUGGUGUGGACGAGGGAGAAAGAGUGAAAAAUAUUCUGCCAUGGAGAUAAUUUGUUUUCUGUUUUUUGUUUUUGUUCAUGUGUGUGUGUUUGCGUGUGCGUGUGUGUGUGUGUUCGUUUUUCUUUUCUUUUUUCUGAAUAAAAACCUUGUCACUUUAGACACAGGUGGCUUGUUAAGCUUUUACUAUGCGUUUCAUGGUGCUGGCAUUCUGUACAGUGGAUGCAUUUCAGUGAAUAGAAAGUAAACAAUGUUUUGCUCAUUUACACAAUGCUGUGCCUUUGUAAAAAAAAAAAAAAAAGGAAAAAAAGAAAGGUAAUAAAACGAAACAUGUUUAACCGUUUUUAUUUUACCGUUCCAGUAAAUAGGUUUCCGUGUUUGUUAGUCUGUUUGUUUGCGUCACGACUGAAAUGUUGCAUGCUGUUCAACGUGUUGUGUCCUCACACAGCCGGGCUCGAUGUUACCUCUGUGUCCAGCAGGAAGCCAGCAAGCAGCCAAAAUAAACUGUUGUGCCUUCUGAUGA
Lampris incognitus (smalleye Pacific opah) is the source of this 3553-nucleotide messenger RNA. Its product is annotated as periostin-like. Gene Ontology annotation, cellular component: extracellular matrix. The coding region runs from base 65 to 2782 and encodes 905 amino acids. The transcript is spliced from 24 exons. NCBI's taxonomy places the organism in Eukaryota, Metazoa, Chordata, Actinopteri, Lampriformes, Lampridae. The record is from RefSeq and is a predicted model, not a curated record. Gene Ontology annotation, biological process: cell adhesion; extracellular matrix organization. Gene Ontology annotation, molecular function: cell adhesion molecule binding.